AGUCUGCAAAGGCGAUUCAUCAAAGGGGACCUCCUCCACGACGCGACCCCUCAGCAGUUGGUGCGAAUGGAUGUGAGUGAGAAGUCAUCCCAGGUGCCAGUAAAAGCAGUGGACAUUGGAAUUGGAGCUGAGAACGCCAUAAAGGAACUUAAGAAGCAGAGCAGGGCCACAGGAGAGCUGUCAGUCCUUCAGUUCAGAAAGGACUGCAUGGAGGGUCUUGUGAGGAUAGUCAGGAAGAUUCAAGAGAAGAGUCCUCUAAAGUACUCAACAGUGAGACAGAUGAGGUGUCUCAAUCCAGCCCGCAUGUACUCGAGUCCAGAUUUAUGUCAGACACAAAUGAAGGGGUUGGUGAAACAGUUCCUGCAGGACAAGAGACUGGAUGGAGGCGUGUCUGCUAGUGAUGUAAUCCUUCAACAGUUUGCCCAGCUGUUGUCCGACGUGAGGCGUGACCCAUCCUUCCCGGCCUUCAAGCCCAUGGAGACGAGACUUGAUGCCUUCCUCCAUCAGCAUGUGAGCGGUCGUCAUCCAGAGCUCUGGGCUUUCAUGCAGAAGCUCCUGGUGCUGUCUCAUGGGCAGGCAACUGUCGAGAGAGGAUUCUCGAUAAAUAAAGAAGUGGAGACAUGCAACAUGCAGGAGGACACUUUAGUUGCACACAGAAUUGUCUGCGACUUUGUGUCAAGCCAUGGAGGGGUUUCAAAGGUCCCCCUCACCCAAGAGCUCCUCAGCUCUGUGUCAUCUGCAAGAAGCCGGUACCGCAAUUAUCUGGAGACAGAGCGCCAGAAAAGGGAAUCUGGGGCCCAGUCGCUGAAAAGAAAGGCUGCUGAAGAUGACCUUGAGCAACUGAAGAAAAGGAAACGUGCGGUGCAAGAAGUUGCCGACAAUCUUAUCCACGACGCUGACCGGCUGUCAGAACAGGCAGAGGGGGUGCAAGGAACCAAGAUGGCUGAGCUCAUUGCCAAAUCAAAUGCAUUCAGACGGAGCCAUAAAGAAAAAGUGUCAGAAUUGAAGAAGCUGGAGGACCUCAUUGCAUCCAAAGGGGACGAACUCCGUAAAAUGUAGUACGACACACACACACACACAUACGCACGUACAGUAUGCUACAGAUAUACA
Molecule: messenger RNA, 1110 nt
Organism: Engraulis encrasicolus (European anchovy)
Lineage: Eukaryota; Metazoa; Chordata; Actinopteri; Clupeiformes; Engraulidae
Exons: 3
Coding region: 67-1059 (330 amino acids)
Source: RefSeq, a predicted model, not a curated record